Molecule: messenger RNA, 1845 nt
Organism: Portunus trituberculatus (swimming crab)
Lineage: Eukaryota; Metazoa; Arthropoda; Malacostraca; Decapoda; Portunidae
Product: ubiquitin-conjugating enzyme E2 J2-like
Exons: 6
Coding region: 245-952 (235 amino acids)
Source: RefSeq, a predicted model, not a curated record
GUACAGCCACCACUUUUCUACUGACCGUGAUGCUGAGAAGAAAUUCAGAUGCGCCCAGUUUAGAUUGCGUCAUCUGUUUACUGCUAUCUGAUUAAGAAAACUUGGGAACGGAACACAAUCACUAAUAAGUUUGCUGAUCGUUCACAAAUAGCUGAGGAACACAAGUACUGGGUACACGAAUCUUGAGAUAAUGCUGUAUUGUGUACUGAUAUCUUGUUCUCUUCCAGAGAAAUAUCAGUAAGGUAUGUCAAAGCCUUCUCGUACAGCAUCAGCUCGACUGCGGGCUGACUACAUGCGCAUCAAGCGUGACCCAGUGCCUUAUGUGACUGCUGAGCCUCUCCCCUCUAAUAUUCUUGAAUGGCAUUAUGUAGUGGAAGGCCCUGAGGAGAGUCCAUAUGCAGGGGGUUUCUAUCACGGCAAGUUGGUGUUCCCCAUGGAGUACCCUUUCCGGCCCCCUAGCAUAUUCAUGAUUUCCCCAUCAGGACGCUUUAAGACAAAUACUCGUCUCUGCCUCUCCAUUUCUGACUUCCACCCAGACACAUGGAAUCCUGCUUGGUCUGUGGCCACUAUUUUGACAGGACUCCUUUCCUUCAUGCUGGAAGAGUCUCCAACAUUUGGCAGCAUUGAGACAAGUGAUUCUGAGAAAAGGCUAUUGGCUCAACAGAGUUUAAGCUUUAACCUCAAGAACAAAAUCUUCACUGAAUUGUUUCCAGAAACUACAGAAAAAAUUGAGAAUAAGCUGGCCCAGCGAGAACGGGAGUUAGCUGAGAGAGCCCGGGCAACUGAGAGUGGGAGGCCAAGUGACCAGGACCUAGCCAGUAACGACAGCAGUAAGCAGAAUGUAGACAGCAGUCAGAUGUCUGCCCUGACCAAUCUCCUUAUAGUGGUUGGCUUUGCCUUUUUUGCCUGGACAGUUUCUUACAUUGUGUCAACGUUAAAUGAAGAAGAAUGAUAGUGCUAAUUAUGGUGCAGUAUUGUAACUUUUUGUUGUAACAGAUAUGUAUUGCACUUGAAUAAAGAAAUUAUAUACAAUUUAGCUUAUAUAGAUAAAUCUGCAUAUUGUGCUAUACAUCAUUCAUCAGUUGUAUUUCUUUCAGUUAUGUUGUCAUCAUGAAAUUGAGAGCAUUAUAUUGUUGUGAUAUGCAUUAAUAUUCACACAUCAUUCAUUUUCUAAUUUAUACUUCAUCUUUCUACAAAUAGUCCUCCUUCAACAACCCUACUAGGUGAUAACUUAAGUCAAUCAUGUGUGAGAUGGAGAUAAGAAGUAUGUGUAAUACAUGGUAUUUUAUCAACUUGUUAUAUAUGUCCUUCAGUAUAAGAAAUACAGAGGAUGAGUGUUGUGUCAACUGUUUCCCUUUCUUUACCUUGGACUAAUUUUCCCUCCUGCUCAGUCUCCUUGUUCCCUCUACUUCUUCAAGACUAUAACAGGAAGCAAGAAGUUAAAGUUUGAAAGUGUCUCUCCGGCAUGCUGCUCUUAAACCUGUUACAUAUAUCGGAUAUGGUAAUCAUAACAGUUUUAUCAGGGGUCACAUAUCUUUAGUGGGAUGUGUCAUGGGAGUCACUUACUAUGGUUCCUCUUCAUGCAUUUUCUCAUCUUGUGAAGGUUAACAGAAAGAGUAUGUGUUGUCAUAUGAAAUUAAUCGUUGCAUCUCUAUUGAUUAGUGUGUGAGUUUUGGGUUGUUUUCCUAUCUAGGGUAUAUCUACAUAAAAAAGAAUUGUUUAAAAUUUAACAUUCUUUUAAUGUGCUGUAAUUGAUAUUUGGUUUAAAGUAACACAUCCACAGAGCAAAAUGUACAGAUAUUUUUGUGAACCAGCUGAGUGGGUAAUAGAUCUUUUUUCUCUAGA